Molecule: messenger RNA, 3189 nt
Organism: Trifolium pratense (red clover)
Lineage: Eukaryota; Viridiplantae; Streptophyta; Magnoliopsida; Fabales; Fabaceae
Product: chaperone protein ClpB1
Exons: 6
Coding region: 277-3018 (913 amino acids)
Biological process (GO): cellular response to heat
Cellular component (GO): cytoplasm
Molecular function (GO): ATP hydrolysis activity; ATP binding
Source: RefSeq, a predicted model, not a curated record
AAAAGACGAGAAUAGAAGAGAAAUGUCUAGUAACUUCUUCUCUUCCCCAGAAACAUCCAGACGCAUCUUCUUCGUUAACAAAUACUCCUUCUUCCUCACUGCUCUUCACCGAUUCAGAGAAUUUUCAUUCUUAUUACACAGCGCUAACUCAAAUCACAAACAAAACCAAUUCCAUUUUCACAUUCUCGUAUCAUCGUUCACUCACUUGCUUUCGCGAAUUUCCGUUUCUCUCACAAACAACUCAAAAACCUUCAUCUUCUGUAUAAUCAAAGGUAAAUGAAUCCUGAAAAGUUUACUCACAAGACAAACGAAGUACUUGCUGGUGCACAUGAACUAGCAUCAACAUCAGGACAUGCUCAAUUCACUCCAUUACACCUUGCAUCUGUUCUAAUUUCUGAACCCAAUGGUAUAUUCUACCAAGCAAUUUCAAAUGUUGGUGGUGGUGAAGAAUCGGCUCGUGCUGUUGAAAGAGUUUUGAAACAAGCAUUGAAGAAAUUACCAACCCAAUCACCUCCAUCAGAUGAAGUACCUGGAAGCACUUCUCUUAUUAAAGUGAUUAGAAGAGCACAAGCUGCUCAGAAAUCACGUGGUGAUACUCAUUUAGCUAUUGAUCAAUUGAUAUUGGGAAUUCUUGAGGAUUCUCAAAUUGGUGAUUUGUUUAAAGAAGCUGGUGUUUCUGCUUCUAGAGUUAAAUCAGAAGUUGAAAAGCUUCGUGGUAAAGAUGGGAAAAAAGUUGAAAGUGCUUCUGGUGAUGCUAAUUUUCAAGCUUUGAAAACUUAUGGUAGAGAUUUGGUUGAACAAGCGGGGAAGCUUGAUCCUGUUAUUGGCCGCGAUGAAGAGAUAAGAAGAGUUGUUAGGAUUUUGUCAAGAAGGACUAAGAACAAUCCUGUUCUUAUUGGUGAACCAGGUGUUGGUAAAACUGCUGUUGUUGAAGGGUUGGCUCAGAGGAUUGUUAGAGGUGAUGUUCCUAGUAAUCUUGCUGAUGUUAGGUUGAUUGCUUUGGAUAUGGGUGCAUUGGUGGCUGGUGCUAAGUAUAGGGGAGAAUUUGAAGAAAGGUUGAAGGCUGUUUUGAAAGAAGUUGAAGAAGCUGAAGGGAAAGUUAUUCUUUUCAUUGAUGAAAUUCAUCUUGUUCUUGGUGCUGGUAGAACUGAAGGAUCAAUGGAUGCUGCUAAUCUUUUCAAACCUAUGCUUGCUCGUGGACAACUUAGAUGUAUUGGUGCUACAACACUCGAGGAAUAUAGAAAGUAUGUUGAAAAGGAUGCUGCAUUUGAAAGGAGGUUUCAACAGGUUUAUGUGGCUGAACCUAGUGUCCCUGAUACUAUAAGUAUCCUUCGUGGAUUAAAAGAGAGAUAUGAGGGUCAUCAUGGUGUUAGGAUUCAAGAUCGCGCUAUUGUUGUUGCAGCUCAAUUGUCUAGUCGUUACAUAACUGGGCGUCAUCUUCCUGAUAAGGCAAUUGAUUUAGUUGAUGAAGCAUGUGCAAAUGUGAGAGUUCAACUUGAUAGUCAGCCUGAAGAAAUUGACAAUCUUGAAAGGAAGAGAAUGCAACUAGAAGUGGAGCUUCAUGCUUUAGAGAAAGAGAAGGACAAAGCUAGCAAAGCUCGUCUUGUAGAUGUGCGGAAAGAGCUUGAUGACUUGAGAGACAAGCUUCAACCUCUGAAGAUGAAGUAUAGUAAAGAGAAAGAGAGGAUUGAUGAGAUUCGGAGGCUGAAGCAGAAACGUGAAGAGCUCCUGUUUGCACUACAAGAGGCUGAGAGGCGGUAUGAUCUAGCCAGAGCUGCAGACCUAAGAUAUGGUGCAAUUGAAGAGGUGGAAACUGCUAUUAAAAACCUUGAAGGUAGCACUGAUGGGAACACCGAUGAGAACUUAAUGUUGACAGAAACAGUUGGACCAGACCAAAUAGCUGAGGUUGUUAGCCGAUGGACUGGUAUUCCGGUGACUCGGCUAGGCCAAAAUGAAAAAGAAAGGUUGGUUGGACUUGGUGACAGAUUGCAUACUAGAGUUGUUGGACAAGACCAAGCAGUUAAUGCUGUUGCUGAGGCUGUAUUGAGAUCAAGAGCUGGUUUAGGAAGACCUCAACAACCAACUGGCUCCUUCCUAUUCCUUGGUCCAACUGGUGUUGGUAAAACUGAACUUGCAAAGGCUCUUGCAGAACAACUUUUUGAUGAUGAAAAUCAGUUGGUGAGAAUCGACAUGUCGGAAUACAUGGAACAACAUUCUGUAUCAAGAUUGAUUGGUGCACCACCAGGUUAUGUUGGACAUGAAGAAGGUGGUCAAUUAACUGAAGCUGUAAGGAGAAGGCCAUACAGUGUGGUGCUAUUUGAUGAAGUGGAGAAAGCACAUACAUCUGUAUUCAACACUCUUCUUCAAGUCUUAGAUGAUGGAAGGCUAACUGAUGGACAAGGCAGAACUGUGGAUUUUAGAAACACUGUGAUUAUUAUGACCUCAAACCUUGGUGCUGAGCAUCUCCUAAGUGGACUAUCAGGAAAAUGUACCAUGCAAGCUGCUCGUGAUCGAGUAAUGCAGGAAGUAAGAAGACAUUUCAGGCCAGAAUUAUUGAACCGGUUGGACGAAGUUGUUGUAUUCGACCCUCUUUCACAUGAACAAUUGAGGAAGGUUGCAAGGUUGCAAAUGAAGGAUGUAGCGAGCCGUCUUGCUGAAAAAGGAAUUGCAUUGGCAGUGACAGAUGCUGCACUAGAUUAUAUUCUUGCUGAGAGCUAUGAUCCAGUGUAUGGUGCUAGACCAAUUAGAAGGUGGCUAGAGAGGAAGGUGGUAACUGAGUUGUCUAGGAUGCUUAUAAGGGAAGAAAUUGAUGAGAAUACAACAGUUUUCAUUGAUGCUGGUCCUAAGGGGAGUGACUUGUCAUACCGUGUAGAAAAGAAUGGAGGGAUUGUUAAUGCUGAAACUGGAAUAAAGUCAGAUAUCUUGAUUCAAAUACCAAAUGGACCAAAAAGUGAUGCUGUCCAGGCUGUCAAGAAAAUGAGAAUCGAGGAAGUUGAUGAUGAUGAAAUGGAAGAGUGAAUUUAGUGUAACUGUAAUAAUGAUGUUUUUUGUGUGGAUAUAGUUUAAGUUUGUGUUCUUGAACUUCUGAUCUUGUCUAUUUUAUUUGGUGUUGCUGAAGGAUGAAAGUCAAGUCCUUGUAAGUUGUAAUAUCAUCUUUUUUUGUCAUCAAUAAAUAAUUCUGUUAUUUAA